AUGAUUUCAGCGUGCAGAGUCAUGUUUGUAGUGUGUGCCGUUGUUUUCUGCUUGAUGGCUCUGAGUCGUUCAGCUCCUCUGACCUGUAAAGACUUGCUCCGACCUUUGGAUCAGGUUGAUCUUCAUCACUUGGAGGGAAGAUGGGCUUUAGUUGCAGGCAGCCUGAGCGAUCCAACACUCAUUGAGAGAUUUGGACGUAGAGACAGCGCCUCUUCUAGCUUCUUCAACAACACCAGUGAAUCCAGCAUCUUGUUCAAACGUAUCUUGAAUAUGGAUAACAAGUGCCACUCUUCAUCCUACAACAUCUCCCUGGAAGGCAGCAGUUUCACCAUUAGGGAUGGCAAUGUCACCACAACCUUCACCCACACAACCUGCCAUGACUGCAUACUCUUGAGCUUUGAUGUUGAAUCAGGCAAGCGGCAGCAUUUUUACCUGUUCAGUAGGAGGAGACAGCUGGAGCAGAGGGAGAUGGAGGAGUUCAGGGCACAGGUGGCAUGUCUGAACAUGCCUCCACCUGUUGUGAUGGAUCCUACCAAGGAGCUUUGUCCAGAAGAGACACCCAGUGAUCCAGCAGCUGGACCCAAAGAGAAAGCAGAGGGAAAGAAGGACUGAAAGACAUUCAGAAGAUAUCGUUUUGAUGCAUUGUGUCAAAAUCAGUGUGGAGGUUACAUGCUGUGUUUCUUAAUAGCAACUAAUCUAUAACUAGAAUUAAAUUUGUUUUUGGAGCCAACAUUUUGAUAAAAGUGUUUUUCAACAUAUGUGAAACAAUUUUGCA
This is a messenger RNA of Monopterus albus (swamp eel), 775 nucleotides long. RefSeq lists its product as uncharacterized. The transcript has a single exon. The coding region runs from base 1 to 612 and encodes 203 amino acids. NCBI's taxonomy places the organism in Eukaryota, Metazoa, Chordata, Actinopteri, Synbranchiformes, Synbranchidae. The record is from RefSeq and is a predicted model, not a curated record.